This is a messenger RNA of Penicillium atrosanguineum, 1665 nucleotides long. Its product is annotated as fungal specific transcription factor domain-containing protein. The transcript has a single exon. The record is from RefSeq and is a predicted model, not a curated record. The coding region runs from base 1 to 1665 and encodes 554 amino acids. NCBI's taxonomy places the organism in Eukaryota, Fungi, Ascomycota, Eurotiomycetes, Eurotiales, Aspergillaceae.
AUGCCGUCAUCACCAAGAGACAUGUUAAGGUUACCCCCAAUAGAUUCUCACCCAGUGCUGAUUGCGCGCAAGCUUCUGGUCCUUGGUACAUUUCUGCAAGGAAUGCCACCCUAUCUUACCCGAGACUCGAAGGAACGUGGUAUUUAUUUAUGCUCAAUAAUGACCCACGCCGUCGAUACAGCCACAAGACUAGUAACUACCAAUGACGAGCUCAUCGGCUCUGUCGAGGGCAUCGAGUGUAUUAUGAUCGAAGCCAUGUAUCACAACUACUCCGGAAAUCUUCAUCGAGCAUGGAUAUCAAUACACCGCGCCGUUGCCAUUGCCCAGAUGUUGGCGUUACACCGCGGUCUCGGCUCGUCGUCCUUGAAGAUCCUCGAUCCCGAGACUCGAGCUACCUUCAACUCAAUCCAGAUUAGUUUUCGACUGGCCCAAAUGGACCGUUAUCUUUCCAUUAUGUUGGGUCUACCAUAUAGUUCAGUCAUCAAUGACUUCUCUACUUCUCAAGCACUCGAAAACUGCCACCCCAAUGGAAAAUUGCAACGCAUUCACUGCGUCGUUGCUGGAAAUAUACUUGAAGGCAAAGAGGAUGAUAUGAACGGCUUUGCCAAAGUCCACGAGGAUGAUUUGCUUUUAUAUAAUGCCGCAUCUGAGAUGCCGCCUCAGUGGUGGAUGAUUCCGAAUUUCACGUCCAGAGAUUACGAUGAAACAAAUAUGUUUCGUGACACGAUUUCUAUCAUGGAUCAAUUCUCGCACUACCAUUUGCUUAUGCGGCUUCAUUUACCUUAUAUGCUGUGUAACUCUUCUGAACAUCGAUACAAUCACAGCAAGCUCACUGUUCUCAACUCUGCCCGCGAAAUACUAUCUCGCUAUCUAACGUUUCGCACUUCUAACCCAGCAAAAUAUUACUGCCGUGGCUCCGAUUUUCUCGCGUUCAUGGCCAUUACAGCAAUCUGCUUCGCUCAUAUCAGUUCUCAUACUCAGACUCAAGCCCUUGAUGAAUCCUCGAACCCAGGGACAGUUUUGAACUCUCUUGCCCACAGCCGUCCAAGUGACCGCGGCUCUAUGGAACGUACCUUAGAGCUCAUCGAGUCGACGGCCCGACACGAUAUUGAUGAUAUCGCUUACAAACUCACCCGGAUAAUCAAAAAUAUACUCAUAAUCGAGGCUAGUGCCGCAAGUGGCGACAUGUACAGCGUAAGCUCAUCGGAAGAGGGCAAGAGAGAGCUUGACUGUGAUGCCCGAUUGACCCACGGCGGAAAGGCUUUGUAUAUCCGCAUUCCGUAUCUUGGCACGAUCAAUUUCGAACAUGGUGUUAUCUCAAAAUCCAAUUCAACGUUACCAGACAUCUUACCCAUGACGAUCGCGAAUACAUUGGAUCCGAACCAGCCGGCAAAUCAGUUGCCGCUUGGAUCGGAAGAGCUAUCUGCAGUUCACAGCGAGAAUCAAUUUAACUGGUCCUAUUCGAAGGCGAUACCAUCAAGUCACCACCAAAUUUCAUCAUGGCAACAAUACUCUGCGUUUUAUGGAUUUGGAAUCGCGAACAGUAGCGAGAGCGAACCCGCGCAGCUACUUCCGUCCACAGAAUUUACAUUAAACGAUGAUGAAUGGUACCUGCAAGGCAUUGAUCUGGCCUUCUUUGAUAGUAUUUUACGUGGACAGAAAUGA